Messenger RNA from Scatophagus argus, 2950 nucleotides. RefSeq names its product leucine rich repeat containing 58b (gene lrrc58b). NCBI's taxonomy places the organism in Eukaryota, Metazoa, Chordata, Actinopteri, Scatophagidae. Gene Ontology annotation, molecular function: protein binding. The record is from RefSeq and is a predicted model, not a curated record. The transcript has 4 exons. The coding region runs from base 269 to 1327 and encodes 352 amino acids.
CUCAAAGAACCACUGUUUUGUGGCAAUGCUAAACUGCAUUCAAGGUAGUGAGAUGUAGCUUUGGUAGCUUGUCCACAGUACUAAAUUAUUGACCCAGAUUUCCACUAGCGAUGUAGUUAAAUGUUUAGGGCGGGUGAAUAGAAGUCUUUCCCCAGUCCUUGUCGACAGCAGACUGGAACUAAGUCGCGCUUUACGGGGGCGUUCAGCCUGCAGCAGAACUUUUGCAGGGACUUUGUUCAAAGCUUAAAUUCACGCUAAAACAGCUACAAUGGAGAUUCAGGAAGGGGCAACGGCAGCAGGCGACAGCGUGCUUGACUUUUCCCGUAUGAGUCUUAACACUUUUAACGCUAACAGCAUUAGCGAAGAGAGGAAAAGGGACACCAGACAACUCUACCUGAACUACAACCGGUUAGCCUCGCUGCCCUCGUCAGUCAGCCUUUUCUGCAAUCUCGAGUUUUUGGACAUCAGCAACAACGGACUGUCGGCCAUCUGUGAGGACAUCACCAGACUGAGCAGGCUGAAAACACUGAUAGCCAAGAACAACCGCCUGGAUGAAUUUUCGCUGCCCAAAGAGUUCGGCUCUCUGCAGUUGGAGGUGUUGAACUUCAGUGGGAACAGAUUUGAGGAGAUCCCACUUCAGUGUACGAAACUCCUGCGUCUGCAGUCCCUUUCACUCGGCGGAAACAGACUGAGAAGUAUACCUGCAGAGAUAGAAAAUUUAACCAGACUGGAGCUGUUGUAUCUGGGUGGGAACCUCAUCUCAGCCAUUCCUCCAGAAGUGGCUAACCUGCCCUACCUUAGCUACCUGGUCCUAUGUGACAACCGCAUCCAGAGUGUCCCCCCGCAGCUCACCAGGCUCCACUCGCUGAGAUCUUUAAGUCUGCACAACAACUUGCUCACUUACCUGCCGAGGGAGAUCCUCAGCCUGGUGCACCUGCAGGAGCUCAGUCUCCGUGGCAACCCUCUGGUGGUGCGCUUUGUCAAGGAGAUGACCUAUGACCCCCCGUCACUGCUAGAGCUGGCAGGACGUACCGUUAAGAGCCGAAACAUUCCCUACUUCCCCUGUGACCUGCCCUCAAACCUGCUGCGCUACCUAGACCUGGCCAGCAAGUGCCCCAACCCUAAGUGUGCCGGCGUCUACUUUGAUUCAUGUGUGCGCCAGAUCAAAUUCGUGGACUUCUGUGGAAAGUAUCGGCUGCCCCUCAUGCACUACCUGUGCUCCCCAGAGUGCACCUCUCCCUGCAGCUCCAACCCGCAGAGCGAUGCAGAUUCGGAGGACGAGAGCAGCGUGCCCGCCUACCGCCUGCAGAGAGUGCUUCUGGGAUAGUACGACACAGACGAGCCUCUGGCCAAGCCUAGCCUUGUCAGUCCGUCACUCUGUUCAGCAUUUAUACAGGGACUAACAUGACUGUCUACAAAGUUCUGCCCAAACACGUGUACUCACGAGCACACAAACACCGAUACUGUGGCUGUAUAUAAUGCACAACAGAGUGAGACAGCAGUCCCUCCUACUGUGGCCCUGAAAACAUGUUUUUGGAAAGAAAUCCAUUCCUGCCCUCACCACACAUCAUUCUGCUUAACACGAGUUAAAGGAAACCUCAUAUUUCCCGUGUGUCAGUCAUGACCUCCUCAAAGUGCUGCUCUCAUGUUUGAACAUAAGGGGGCAGUAAAACUCAGCGAAGACUGAAGGAGUUGUGGGGUUCUUUUUCCUCUUCAGGGCUGUAUACUUGUUAUCUUUAAUACAACAGCUGGUGCUAUUCAGUAGCUACAGCACAUUGUUUAGCAUAUUCUUAAAGUUAGGAUAUGAACUGUGUGGUUAUUGUCCAACUGCUGGUCACAUGCAGCUUUCUUUCACUUAAAUUCCCUGAUGCUAUACCAAAUAGGAAAAAGGUCCGGGAUUUUAUUUGGGGAAGCUACAUUAGUUUUACACUAAAGCUUCCUAAUUUGAUUGAGUACAGUGUGUGAGAUGGCCUUAUUAGCAUUUUUAGCAGAGGUCAAAGCUCUCCCACACCACAGUGGAGGAUCAAGGCUUAUCUGUUAUUGGUCAUUGCACACCAGCCCUGAAAAAUGUUUACUGAUGGCAUAGUAGUUUUGAAUUAACCCAAAACAGAUUAUGUGAGUAUAUGGAAGAGUGGAAGAAAGUUUGUCCAGGCUUACUCACAGGAAGUGGAUGUGGGGUGGACCGGGAGAAAACAUUGACUGUGCUAGCCCCGAAACAAUAGCUAUUCAGCAAAGCACAGUCGCAGCCUUCAUGUUUAUGUUGAAGGUCGUCGGUUUUCUCUGAGCAUAAUAUAGAUGUGUGUGAAUGGAGCCAAUAGCCAGAGAUAGCUGUUUAGUUUUUUGUUUAGUUUUUUUUUUUUUUGUUCAGACUGAUUCUUUAUGAGACAGAAACUCCUUCAUUUUGAACAGGAAAUGGCCGUUUCUGUUCCUGGUUACAUCUUUGUUUGGAAAGCUAGGAGACUUUAUAGCCUCAGUGACGGUUUGUGUCCAUUAGUUAGGAGGAAAACCUCCUACUGGCUUAACAUUAGACCUUAUUGUUUAGAAGGCAGAAGAAAACUACUCGAUGUUACAAUAAUACAUAUACUAGAGCAUUUAAGUGCCUUGCUAAUGGCGAUUUCUAAUGCAGGGAAACCGAGUAUGAAGAAAUGCGAUAUAUGUGCCCUAAAAUGUGACAAGAUUAAUAUUAUUAAUUUUAAGUCCUUUUUGAGUAAUUUUUGUACUUAACUGCUUAUAGUCAGAGAGGAAGUAACCUUUUUAUAACAAAAUGAACAGCUUUUAUAGAAAUCCUUUUUCAAAUGUUUAGCACUGUAUAUUUAAAUGACCUGCAGAAUAGAUGGCACUUAAGCGGAAAGUAUAUUGAGAUAUAUUACUGGUACUUAUACCCUACUCAUAUAAUGUAAAGUAGAUUGUACAGUAUAUGAUAACAAUAAAAAAACUGAUUGUAAUAUCA